Messenger RNA from Aspergillus clavatus NRRL 1, 1335 nucleotides. RefSeq names its product Tm-1-like ATP-binding domain-containing protein. The transcript has a single exon. The record is from RefSeq and is a predicted model, not a curated record. Lineage: Eukaryota; Fungi; Ascomycota; Eurotiomycetes; Eurotiales; Aspergillaceae. The coding region runs from base 1 to 1335 and encodes 444 amino acids.
AUGUCGUCCUCAUCAGCCACGGAAGAAGAGCCCUCCAAAGCCACCAUCGUCCUCAUGGGCACCUGCGACACCAAAUGGGACGAGAUGCACUACACACAGCAACAAAUCCUCUCGCAGCACACCCCCUGCACCGUCCUGCUCAUGGACAUCGGCCACAGCCCCUACUACGCCGACUCCUCCAUCGCCCUCAAACACCCCGAGCUCUGCCCGCCAGCCGACUCCCGCAACCCUAACCAACCCCCCAAACUCUCCUCCCUCCCGCGCGCAGACUACAUCCGGCAGAUGACCGACCUCGCCAGCACCACCAUCCGCGCGCUCCACCGCGCCCGCCGCAUCCACGCCGUGCUCGGCAUCGGCGGCUCCUGCGGCACCGCCCUCGCCACCGCCGUCAUGCAGCGCGCCCUGCCCGUCGGCUUCCCCAAGCUCAUGGUCUCGACCAUGGCCUCGGGCGACGUGACGCCCUACGUCGAGGAAACAGACCUGACGCUGAUGUACAGCGUCGUCGACAUCGCCGGCACAAACCGCAUCCUCAAGCGCAUCCUGGCCAACGCCGCCGCAGCGAUAGCGGGGAUGGCCGGCUCAUAUUUCCACAGCAGCCGCGGCACAGACAGCGAUGGCAGCAGCAGCAGCACCAGGGACGCCGGCCACCCGCGCAUCGGCAUCACCAUGUUCGGGGUCACGACGCCGGCCGUGGACGCCGUGCGCGCGCGCCUGCAGCAGCGGCUCGCCGGCGCGUGCGAAAUCUACGUGUUCCACGCGACAGGCGCCGGCGGGAAAGCGAUGGAGCGGCUGGUGCGCGAGCGCCAGCUCGACGCCGUCGUCGACCUGACCACCACCGAGAUCGCGGACGAGCUGGUGGGCGGGGUGUUAUCGGCGGGGCCGGAGCGGCUGGGCGCCGCGGCGGCCGCGGGGAUCCCCGCGGUGAUCAGCGUGGGGGCGUGCGACAUGGUGAAUUUCGGGGCGCGGGGGUCGCUGCCGGAGAGGUUUGGGAAGGGGAGGGUGGUGCAUGAGCAUAAUCCCACGGUGACGCUGGUGCGGACGACCCCCGACGAGUGUAGGCGGAUUGCCCGGUUUAUGGCGGAGAAGCUGAGAGGCUGUGCGACCCGUCCGGAUCGAGUGCGGGUGGUUCUUCCUACGGAAGGAAUCAGUAUGCUGAAUACGGCGGGGCAGCCCUUCUAUGACCCCGAGGCCGACGAGGCGCUGUUCUCGACGCUCGAGAAGGAGUUGGCGGGGUCAGGCAUCACAAUACUGCGGCAGGCCAAGGAGAUCAAUGAUCCAGAGUUUGCCGAUUUUGUUGCCGAUUCCCUUGUUGAUCUGAUGAGAAAGACAGGAUAG